AUGGCUCCUCUUAUCUUGCAUAACGUCCCCGAUGACGAGUGCUAUAUUGGUGAAGAUGGCGUCAAGAGACCGUACGCCAUGGUCUUCAGCCAACAAGAUGGACCUACCGGUGGAAGCACCCGAGCACGACGCGCCGCAGCCGAAACCGGGUCGUUUGGCAAGUCGACACGGCGGUCACGAUCGCGCACCGGCACACCAGCCCGCGGAAGAGAGAACCCGACACUAGCGGCGGCGGAUAAGUUGUUUGGCGACUGGGUGUCCAGCCAGCAGGCGGCGGCAGCGCAACAGAACACGGGCACGUCCCAGUCCCAGCAGCACGAGGAGACGCCUCAGUCGGCAUCCCAAUCACAGCAGCAGCAACAGAAGCAAGCGUUGCAGCAGCCUCGCUCACAGCCCACCCAGAUGAUACUGCGCGGAUACCGGUCCACGACGCAGCAGUACGCGGCCAUUGCACACUACGAGACCCUAGCAGGCGUCAUCCUCGAAGACUACCCGCGAGAGCCGCCUGUCUCGCAGCGGCGGUACAAGUCACAGCUGCGUGACCCGGCUUACACUCGCCAAAGGACGUUGUCACGCGAGGAGCUGACCCUUGUCAACUGCGCCGACGCGGGCGAGCACUGGGUCAAGGUGACGUUUGAGAGCUCCGACGCCGCCGAGACAGCCAUGUACGCCAGCCCCCAACGCAUCCUGGGACACCUAGUCUAUGCCGAGCCCUACCGCGGCCUGCCGCCCGCCAGGGACGAGGCGUGCCCAGACCUCGACGGCCUGAUGGACGACGAGAUGGACACCCGGUCCAAGAGCGUCCCGGCCGCCUUUGGCGCCACGCCAAAGAGGACGGGGAGCACCAGCGGCCCCACCUCGUGGCACAGCCGCCUCAUCGACAACCAGAACUCACCGUCCAACUCUAGCCAGACACUCGAGACUGGGACCAUUAGUAGCGCCACGGCCACGGAGCCCCUAGGUCUAGGCCCCAUGAUGAACCUACCAACCGGCGGUGCCGCUGCUUCCUCAUCAGCCAUCAAGCCCAUGGAGAUCGAAGAUGACAUCUUCUGCCGUCGCAUCCCCACUGCCCGCAGGGCCCAGCUCCUUCCUGCCGAGCAGGCCUUGCGGCCGCAACAGUCGGUGAUGCAGCGCUUCGUCAGCGCCGUUCCCUUCCUCGGCUGGUUCGGCGGCAGCAUAAUCGGCAACGAGGUGCCGCGUACCGAGACAGGCGAGUUUGACUGGAACCGUGCCAGCUUGUACUGGAAGAUAAUCUGGUGGCUCGACAUCACCUUUGGGCUCUUCAAGGGUGAUGUUAGCAGCUUUGACAAGGAUGACUAA
Messenger RNA from Geosmithia morbida, 1320 nucleotides. RefSeq lists its product as uncharacterized. Bases 1 to 1320 code for a protein of 439 amino acids. The record is from RefSeq and is a predicted model, not a curated record. The transcript is spliced from 2 exons. NCBI's taxonomy places the organism in Eukaryota, Fungi, Ascomycota, Sordariomycetes, Hypocreales, Bionectriaceae.